GUGCGAACGCCCAUCUCGCCCAAAUCCAGCCUGAGGUUGCACUUAUCGGCCAGGUUCCUUUCUCUUGACCGCCAUGUUCUUGCACUCAUGGGCAUUGUGCGCUACCCUACUGACCUGUUUCAGCCGUGUAGCCGGCUGGCAGGAGCAGAUAAGGAUCAGCGCGGGGUCGAAUGCAAUGCGCCUGCCAUCUCUCGCGUUGGAGGAUACGUACAUCAUACUUGUUCACGAGAGCGUCCCGGGCUACGCAGUACGCGUUAAGAAGACCGAGUUCUGCGAUUCUACUGUGAACGUAUACACGGGCUAUCUAGACGUCGACUAUGGGGCGAAACACAUGUUCUUCUAUUUCUUUGAGAGCAGAAGAAACCCACAGAAAGACGAUGUCAUGAUGUGGAUUAACGGCGGACCAGGCUGCUCGUCGUCAAUGGGUCUGCUCAUGGAGCUAGGACCAUGUCAGAUUGACAUAACGGGCACCUCGCCCAACCGCACAACCUGGAAUCCAUACUCCUGGAACGCGGAAGCUAACAUAUUCUUCCUCGAUCAGCCUGUCGGUGUUGGUUUUUCUUACGCCGACUACGGUGAGACGGUCGAGACCACGGAAGAAGCAGCUCGGAACGUGCAUGCCUUCAUCAAUAUCUUCUUCCAGACAUUUUCUGAGUUUUCUGGGCGACCGCUACAUCUAUCCGGCGAAUCGUAUGCAGGACGAUACUUGCCUGCGUUCGCGAGCUACAUACACGACCAGAACCGUCUCGCGCAGGCCGAAGGGCGAGAGACGAUCAAUCUACAAAGUGUCCUGAUUGGCAACGGCAUCACAGACAUUUCUACGUUAUAUCCUGGUAGAUAUGAGAUCGAGUGCGGCACGGCGGCGCUGGAAGUGCCGUUCCAAAAGGUCAGCACUUGCGUACGGAUGAAGAUGGCACUUCCACGCUGCCAACGAGCCAUGUAUGACAGCUGUAUCGACCAAUUCGAUGCUAUUGGCUGCAACGCUGCCGUGAACCUCUGCGACUCCGAACUGAGCACUGGAUAUUGGGCAAGCGGUCGCAACCCCUACGACAUCUCAAAGCCCUGCGAAGGCACGAGCCUCUGCUACAACGAGAACGCCGCUAUCAAGGCCUACCUAGAUGAUCCCUCUAUCAGGAACCUCCUCGGCGUCUCUUCCCCGAACAACUUCACUGCAUGUAGCAGCGCCGUCGGAACGGGAUUCCGCGCACAUCUGGACAAGUGGGCAGUCCCGUCCCAGCACUACGUCUCGAGCCUGCUAGCGCGUGGCAUCAGAAUCCUCAUUUAUGCGGGCACGUAUGACUGGCAAUGCAACUGGGUUGCGAAUCGGAUGUGGGUGGAUAAGCUCGAGUGGGACGGUGCCGAUGCGUGGGCGGCGGAGACUUGGAGGAGUUGGGGUGUGGAUGGCAGCGUGGCAGGUGAGACGAAGACAGUCGGCCCGUUGACCUUUGCGACCGUCUUUGGUGCGGGACAUAUGGUCCCUCAUGACAAACCGGCAGAAGCACAGGCAAUUGUGUCGCGGUGGCUCACUCAGAAGGACUUGUGAAAGUCAACUAUAGCGGCGUAUCUUUCCGCGCAUCUAUACAGUACGAGACAUCUUGCACGAAAAGCUGCACGCAUAAGCAGGAGGCGGUUCUCUUUCACUGCAAUUUGCCAAAGCCGCGACC
Molecule: messenger RNA, 1664 nt
Organism: Rhodofomes roseus
Lineage: Eukaryota; Fungi; Basidiomycota; Agaricomycetes; Polyporales; Fomitopsidaceae
Product: peptidase S10 serine carboxypeptidase
Exons: 10
Coding region: 74-1543 (489 amino acids)
Biological process (GO): proteolysis
Cellular component (GO): fungal-type vacuole
Molecular function (GO): serine-type carboxypeptidase activity
Source: RefSeq, a predicted model, not a curated record